AUGACCAGGUCAGCGUACGAUGACAGCCAAGAUGGCCCACAGCUGGGAAACGAAGCUGGGAUGCUUUAUGGAGAAUACUUGAUGCUGGACAAGCUACUGAGCGCUCAGAGAAUGCUCAGUGCUGAGUCUUCAAAGCCAGUACACGAUGAGCAUCUGUUUAUAGUAACACAUCAAGCGUACGAGCUGUGGUUCAAACAGAUUAUAUUCGAGGUUGAUUCAGUACGAGCAUUAUUGGAUGUAGAAGGUCUAGAUGAAAGUCACACUAUGGAGAUCUUGAAGCGGCUGAAUAGAGUUGUUCUCAUACUUAAGCUUCUUGUAGACCAAGUAAUGAUCCUUGAAACAAUGACGCCGCUUGAUUUCAUGGACUUCAGGAAUUACUUGCGACCGGCGUCCGGCUUUCAAAGCUUACAAUUCAGACUUCUAGAAAAUAAGCUGGGACUCAAGCAGGCUCUGCGUGUGAAAUACAAUCAAAAUUACCAAACAGUUUUCGGAGAUGAUCCCGAGGCUAUAAAAUCUUUGCACAAAUCAGAAGAGGAGCCGGCUUUGCUCGCGUUGAUCGAGCGCUGGUUGGAGCGAACACCAGGCCUAAACGCACAUGGAUUCAACUUCUGGGGAAAAUUCCAAGCAGCCGUCAACAACAUGAUACAAGAAGACAUAGAAGCAGCUAUGAAUGAACCACAUGAGGUUGUGAGGAACCAUAGACUGAAAGAUGCUGAGAAUAGACGUGAGACUUACCGCUCUAUCUUCGACCCGGACGUUCAUAACGCAUUGAGAUCACGAGGAGAGAGGAGGUUGUCCCACAAGGCGUUGCAAGGCGCCAUCAUGAUAACGUUCUACAGAGAUGAGCCUCGUUUCUCUCAGCCUCACCAACUUCUGAUGCUGCUUAUGGACAUCGACAGUCUGAUCACAAAAUGGAGGUAUAACCACGUGAUCAUGGUCCAACGCAUGAUUGGCUCCCAGCAACUAGGAACUGGUGGAUCGUCAGGCUAUCAGUACCUAAGAUCUACGCUCAGUGACCGUUACAAAGUAUUCCUGGAUCUUUUCAAUCUAUCCACGUUCCUCCUACCACGUUCCCUGAUCCCUCCUCUGGAUGACGGGAUGAAGAAAGAUCUGAACCUAAUGUGGGGAGAUCUCAAGGAAAUGGGAGAAAACGGAGAAACCCAACUGAACGGAGAAAAUGAACCUUUGGAGCAGUCAAUCUCGAAUUUAACACUCAAAGAUAAAUCCUGA
Messenger RNA from Danaus chrysippus (African queen), 1230 nucleotides. Lineage: Eukaryota; Metazoa; Arthropoda; Insecta; Lepidoptera; Nymphalidae. The record is from the annotation of a GenBank genome assembly.